ACAGUGCGCUCUGGCGCCGCUGGAACCCGCAAAGGGUUAAACGGGGUUACCAGCAAUCCUUUUAACAGGCAGGUGCCCCGCCAGUCCCAGCCCAAAGCUUACCACUGACUUUUUUUAAACGGUUCUUCCAACAUCUCAAGAGCAACUCAAAACUGUCAUGUGGCGAGUAACGUGGCGAGUGAUGUUAACGGUGGUGGUAGUAUAAAUAGAGCAUCAUCGCUGCAGAAGUGGAAUACCAAACUGGAUCAAUCAGCUGACACACAUCGUCCUGACUCGCAGACUCACACACGUGUGAUGCGCUUUUGAAUUGUGUCGUCGUUUUACCUACUUUUAUAUUCAGAGAAGUGGAGUUUGCUUCCUGCUGAAUCACAGAAAUCUACAAGUAAAAAAACAAACAAACAAACAAAAAAAGUUCACCACUUGUUGAGUUGUGUACCGCUCUGGAGAUGUGGUGGAUGCUGUUUCCACGCUGGAUCUGGUUCCUGGCGUGUGUGUCAGUGUGGAUGGAGCACGAGGUCGGAGUUUUGCCUCAUAUCACCUAUUCACACGCGGGGAUCUGUCCUAAUGACAUGAACCCCAACCUGUGGGUGGAUGCAAUGAGCACCUGCACAAGAGAGUGUGAAUCUGAUCAGGAGUGUGAGUCUUUUGAGAAGUGUUGCCAAAAUGUGUGUGGGAAUCGGAGUUGUGUGGCAGCCCGUUACGUGGACGGCAAAAAAGGCCCCAUGGGAAUGCCCAAAGAAGCCACUUGCGCCAGUUUUAUGUGCACCCAGCAGGGGUCUGAGUGUGACAUCUGGGACGGCCAGCCGGUGUGUAAGUGCAGGGACCGCUGCGAGAGGGAGCCGCACUUCACCUGCGCUUCCGACGGCAUGACCUACUACAACAAGUGCUACAUGGAUGCUGAGGCGUGCUCUAAGGGCAUCACCCUGUCUGUCGUCACCUGCCGAUUCCACCUCACCUGGCCCAACACUAGCCCCUCGCUGCCGCAGGCGACCACUCUUCGCCCUACCACUGCUCCACUUCAGGCAACUAUCCCACCUCCCACUGAGCCUCAGCCACCCGUCGUGGUCAGCAGCCCCGCUCACCAGACUGUAAACGUGGGUGACACAGCCAGCUUCCUGUGUGAUGUGACAGGUCGCCCCCAGCCCGAGAUCACCUGGGAGAAGCAGCUGCCAGAGGAGGUGGAGAGGGUAGUCAUGAGGCCUAAUCAUGUGCGAGGGAAUAUGGUGGUCACUAACAUAGGUCAGCUGGUCAUCUACAACGCCCAGCCGCAUGAUUCAGGAGUCUACACCUGCACUGCUCAGAACCCAUCUGGCUCCGUGCAGGCCAACCACCCGCUCACUGUGCUGCCCACAGAGCCACCCAAGACCCCCGAGGCCAAGAACGUGACGCGCUGCCUGCCCAAGGAGUGUCUGAAACCCCCUGAUAACCCUGAAGAUUGUGGGAGCGAGCUGGAGAAAGUCAGCUGGUACUAUGAGCUCAAGACCAACAACUGCUUCUCCUUCACCCACUGCCACAGCAACAACAGCCAGCAGCCCAGGAAGGUGUUCGAGACAUACGAGGAGUGCAUGCAGUGCUGCGGCCCCGAGUUGUCAGGCCCCUGUGGGCUCCCCAGCCUGCAGGGACCCUGUAAGGCCUACGAGCCACGCUGGGCUUACAGCAGCACCCUGCGGCAGUGUCAGUCCUUCAUCUACGGUGGAUGUGAGGGCAACGACAACAACUUUGAAUCUAAAGAAGCCUGCGAGGAGAUGUGCCCCUACCCGAAAAACCACCACUGCAAGGCCUGCAAGCCAAGAGGCAAGAUGGUGACGAGCUUCUGCCGGAGCGACUUCGUCAUCCUGGGGCGCAUGACAGAGCUGACGGAGGAGAAGGACUCAGGCCAUGCCCUUGUGGCUGUGGAUGAGAUCCUCAAGGAUGAGAAGAUGGGUUUACGCUUCUUUGGCAAGGAGCCUCUUGAGGUCACCUUCCUCAACAUGGACUGGAACUGCCCGUGCCCAAACAUCACGGCCGCCGCCGCUGAGGGACAGGUCAUCAUUAUGGGAAACGCGAACGACGGCAUGGCUGUCCUUCAGCCGGAGAGCUAUGUCGGUGCGUCCAGCCCUCGCCGUGUGCGAAAGCUGAGAGAGGUCAUCUCCAAGAACACGUGUGACAUUCUCAAAGCGAUCACCAACAGCCCUCAAUAGGGUUUGGGGUCAGGGAUAUAAUCUCUACAUAAAGUUUAGAGUUAGAAAACCUCUCUUGACUCAACAGGCUGUUACAUUCUGAACAUUUAUUACAGGAAAUUUUGAAUUUUGGGACCAUUCUUGCUAAAUUUAAUGGGUUUCUUUCUGUUUUUGAAAGUUGUCAGGAGCUCCUGAUGGGGAACCCUGUCAUGUGAAAUUUUGUAUUUCCUUUUGUGUGGUCUGUUCACAGCAGAGCUUUUCUGUUAUGGUGCGGUCAUUGGUGUUGUUGAUUGAAAUACCAUGAGACAUCCAUCAUGAUCCUCUUGUUACCCCAGACUGCGUCCUCCCUCAUGCCCUCUUUUGCCUCCAGCAGAAAUGGAGGUUGCAGACUUGCAUGAAAGCACAAAACAGACACAAUUGAGUUAAAUUUUUUAUGUAUGUAAUUUAGCUAUUACAAGACGUUUGAUUCUUUUAUUUGUUAGCCGUAUUUCCACCCGGCACCUUCAUGCAUUGAACCCAUAUUUCUCUGUUUUCAUGUUGUAUAAAUACAUCCACAAACCUGUGCAAGGUACUGCAUAUACUACAAGGUGGUGGUUCAUCCAAAUGAACGAGUUGUAAUAUAUUUUAUUAACCAAUGCAUUUUCUCACAAUGAAUCAUUUAUUUUUUAUCUACUUGCUCUUACUUUUUGGCUAUUUAUUAUCAUUUAAGCUUUUCUUUUGUCUUGUUUAAGUGGCAUUUUUUUAUCACUUUGUGUAAUGUUGUGAAGAAAAUAAAGAUUUUGGGGAUUUUCUUCGUCUCCUUUUACUGAUUUCUGUUCAUAUCUAUGUAAUAUAGAAUUAUAUUUUAAUAAUAGGGCAGA
Molecule: messenger RNA, 3019 nt
Organism: Micropterus salmoides (largemouth bass)
Lineage: Eukaryota; Metazoa; Chordata; Actinopteri; Centrarchiformes; Centrarchidae
Product: WAP, Kazal, immunoglobulin, Kunitz and NTR domain-containing protein 2-like
Exons: 2
Coding region: 447-2180 (577 amino acids)
Cellular component (GO): extracellular region
Molecular function (GO): protein binding; serine-type endopeptidase inhibitor activity
Source: RefSeq, a predicted model, not a curated record